This is a messenger RNA of Talaromyces proteolyticus, 1533 nucleotides long. RefSeq names its product putative cytochrome P450. Gene Ontology annotation, molecular function: iron ion binding; oxidoreductase activity, acting on paired donors, with incorporation or reduction of molecular oxygen; monooxygenase activity. NCBI's taxonomy places the organism in Eukaryota, Fungi, Ascomycota, Eurotiomycetes, Eurotiales, Trichocomaceae. The record is from RefSeq and is a predicted model, not a curated record. The transcript is spliced from 5 exons. Bases 1 to 1533 code for a protein of 510 amino acids.
AUGUUGGGCGACAAUUUUGUCUGGGGUGGUUUGCACAACGUGUCGCCAUUGGUGUUAGUUGUGUUUGUUGGUUUGAUUGCUGUGGCCGUGACCAAGAAGCUCUUUGAUUUCUUCACCUCCACCAGCGAUCCCUUUGGAGGAUUGAAGCCAUGGGAACCGAAGUGGUUUGCGGGAAUGCGGUUUUGGUUAGGUGCCCGGGAUAUGAUACAUGACGGCUAUGAGAAAUAUAAAGGAAAAUACUUCCAGCUACCGCGUAAUGAUCGCAAUAUUUUGGUCAUCCCAAGAGAAUAUGUCGAUGAGCUGAGAAACUACCCAACUGAGCGGUUAUCGUCUAUUCAGGCCCUGAUCAAUAAUAUGGUCGGUCAAUAUUCAUAUAUGGACGUACUGCUCGAGAGCAACCUGCACACGCGGGUCUUGCAGUCGAAACUCACGCCGAAUCUGGCCAAUUUUACAUCAGCCAUGGCUGACGAGUUGAAUUAUGCAUUAGCUAAAGCUCUUCCCAACGUCACUGACCAAUGGUCAGAAGUCGAAAUAUACGAAGUGCUGCGUACCAUUGUCGCGCGCGUCUCCGCCCGGAUUUUCGUCGGCCUCCCAACCUGCCGCAACGAUGAAUGGAUCUUUUCGUCAAUACGCUACACGGAAGCCGCCACAAUUACGACAAUGCUGCUUCGCGGUCUUCCGGCCAUAUUCCGCCCAUUCGUUGUACGCGCCUUGCCGUCUUACUGGAAUACUAAGAAAUGGGUUAAACGAGGUGCAGACAUUAUUCUUCCAAUAAUUGACCAGCGUCGUGUCAGCGCUGAGAAACCUGGUUACGAAAGGCCGUCCGACCUACUGCAAUGGAUGAUUGAUGAAGCGAAGGGGAAGGAGAGCGAUACUUACAAUCUAGCCUUGCGAGAGCUGGUUAUGAAUCUAGCGAGUGUGCACACGACGACCAUGUCAACAGCACACGUAUUGUUUGAUAUGUGCCAAAUGCCUGAGUACUUCAAUAUCAUGCGAGACGAGAUGCGAAUAGUGCUGGCGGAAGACAACGGUUGGCAAAGGUUAACCCCGACAAAGUUGCGGAAGCUGGACAGUAUGUUGAAGGAGAGCCAGCGUGUCAGUCCCCCCAGUCUAUUGGGUUUCCACCGCCUUGUUCAAAACCAACCUAUCACCCUCUCUGACGGAAAAGUCCUUCCCCCGGGGACUCAUGUGUGCACUGCUUCCUAUGAAAUUUCUCGUGAUGAGGACAUUCUUCCGAACCAGGAGUAUGAUGGCCUGCGCUACUACAAGCUCCGCGAUGACCCAGCCAAUGAUAAGAGGCUAGCAUUCGCGCAGACAGACAAAGCGCACAUGCACUUUGGGCAUGGGCGGCAUGCGUGCCCUGGCCGCUUCUUUGCUAGCAACGAGAUGAAGAUGAUUCUGACGGAGUUGCUAUUGCGGUACGACUUCAAGUUUGUAGACGGGCAGGGCCGGCCGACCAACAUUAACGCGGAUGAGUUCUUAUAUGCGGACCCGUCAACAAAAUUGCUUGUGAAGAAGAGGGUAGAAGAAUGA